Molecule: messenger RNA, 1638 nt
Organism: Rotaria sp. Silwood1
Lineage: Eukaryota; Metazoa; Rotifera; Eurotatoria; Philodinida; Philodinidae
Source: the annotation of a GenBank genome assembly
AUGGAAAAUACUCUAUGGAAUAAAUUAUUCUUAGUACUUGGUUUUUUGAUCGUGUUACUUAGUUCGUUAGUCGUAGGUCUUAGUGGACAUUUCAUCUAUUGGCUUUUAUUUGAUUCAUUUGGUCGUUAUGAAAAGCGAACGAAACGAAAAUUAAAAAUAAUAAAUAAUCAACAAAAUGAUGAAUAUUAUGUUAUUAUAAUUGGUACUGGUUUUUCUGGUUUAGGUAUGGCUAUUAAAAUGAAUGAACUUGGAAUGGAUAAUUAUAUUUUAAUUGAACGACAUGAACAUAUUGGUGGUACAUGGUAUGCUAAUAAAUAUCCAGGUUGUGCAUGUGAUAUUCCAUCAAAUCUUUAUUCAUAUUCAUUUGAACCUAAUCCGAAAUGGUCACAUUAUUUUAGUCGACAAGCUGAAAUAGCUGAAUAUCUUGAAUAUUGUACAGAUAAAUAUGAUAUUCGUCAACAUAUUCAAUUUAAUACAAAUGUAACAGAAUUAACAUGGCUUGAAGAACGACAAUUAUGGCAAGUUACGACUGAAUCAAAUAAUCAAGAAAAAAUUUUCUAUGCUCAAUCGAUUGUUCUUGGUUGUGGUUUAUUAUCAAAUCCAUCUUAUCCAACUGAUAUUCUUGGUAUUGAUCAAUUUCAAGGUCGAAUGUGUCAUACAGCUAAAUGGGAUAAAACAAUUGAUUUAAAUAAUAAACGUGUAGCUGUUAUUGGUACAGGACCAAGUGCGAUUCAAACAGUACCAGAAAUUCAACAGAAUGUAUCAGAAUUAUUUGUAUUUCAACGAACACCAGCAUGGAUUCUACCUCGUUUUGAUCGAUUAAUAACUGAUUGGGAAAAAAAUUUAUAUAAACGUUUUCCAAUUAUUCAAAAAUUUAUGCGUGUUCUUAUCUAUUGGAUAAUGGAAUUUUUUGCACUUUCAUUUGUUUAUCGUUGGCCAUUGAAAUUUUUAAUUGAAAAAUUAGUUAAAUUGAAUCUUGAAAGACAAGUUAAAGAUAAAGAAUUACGAAAAAAAUUAACACCAACAUGGGAAUUUGGAUGUAAACGUACGUUAAUAACUAAUGAUUGGUUAUCAACAUUACAAAAAUCAAAUGUUAAACUUGUAACAAAUCGUAUUCAAGAAAUUAAAUCACAUUCAAUUCUAACUUAUGAUGGAAAUGAAUAUCCAGUUGAUAUUAUUAUUUGGUCAACAGGAUUUUUAGCACAAGAAUUUCCAUUACGUGUUUAUGGAAUAAAUGGUUGUUCAUUAGCUGAUAAAUGGUCUCAAACAAUGCAAACAUAUCGUGGUAUAACUGUACCUAAUUUUCCAAAUUUUUUUAUUCUUCUUGGUCCAAAUACAGCACUUGGUCAUAAUUCAGUUGUAAUUAUGAUUGAAGCACAAAUAAAUUAUAUAGCUGAAGCAUUUUUUUAUAUGAAUCAAAAUAAUAUACGAUCUAUUGAUAUAAAACAAGAUGUUUAUGAAAAAUUUAAUGAAAAUUUACAAUUACAACUAAAGAAAACAGUAUGGCAAAAAGGUGGUUGUCGUUCAUGGUAUCAAGAUGCCAAAGGUAAUAAUACUUCUAUAUGGCCCGAUUUUACAUGGGUUUAUAUAUUAUUAUUGAAAAAAUUUGAUUAUGAAAAUUAUAUUUGCCAAGCAUAA